AUGUCCAACAAAGAUGGGGACACCAAGCUUACGGUACCGAAAUUCACAUCUUUUAAGCCAAAAGAAUCUUCCAACUUGAAGAUCCCUAAGUUUUCAUCUUUCAAAUCCAAAGACAAGGAUCAGGACACACCUGCAGGAUCUGAUAGCAAAGAAUCGGAGCGGGAGCGACAUCGAGACCAAGAGUCGAGGAGAAAGAGAAGCCAUCACCACUCUGAGUCUCAUCGCGACCAUCACCAUUCAAAAAGACAUCGCACAGACUCUCACCACCGACAUCGGGAAAAGUCGCGACCAUCCAGUCAUCAAGAAAUACUGGAACACCGUCCAGUUACUAAGCCUCCACGCGACGCCAAUGAUGCACCGCGUCUGUACGUCGUUGAUCCUAAAGGCGAUCCCUUGAUCAUUCGAUAUGGAAAUCUUGAUCGCUCGCAGAUUCCCGCUUACUAUCGUGAUGGAUAUGGUAAGGUGCUUGGUACACGAGGCCGUCUCGUAAUCCACCGCGAUGGACCAAGAGAUCAGUUCAGUCUACGUAUGCCCGGUGACGGUUCAUAUGCCUCCAAAGACAAGGAUGGUCUUCGCUCGAAGUCGUGGCGUAUAAGGCCAAAUCCCUUUCGAAUCAGAAAACAGGAGAAUGACGAUAAUGGUGAAGACGAAGGUGAUUUCCUGGCGCUAAGCACAUCAAAGAAGCGCAAGAAUGGACGCCAAACUUCUGAAUCCUCCGACGAUGAGGAGCAACCUACCUAUCGCUCGAUAGAGGGCAAGGCCAAACCGCGGCAAUACGAUGACAGCGACUUGGAGUCUGAAUCCGAUGCGCCUGCAGAGAAUAUUGAUCUUGACCAAAACAACCCGUUAAAGUGGAAAUCAAUUCAGCUCUCGAGACGCGUGAAAGACCAACCGGAUGAUAUUGACGCGUGGCUUGAGCUGGCGAAUCACCAAGAUGCUCUCUUAAAGGCUGGCGAGGAUAUCGAUCACAGGGUACUGGAGGCCGAGGUACACAGUUUCGCCGAGAUCAAGCUUCAUAUGCUUGAAUCGGCACUAUCUAAUGUCUCGAAUCAUCAAGAUCGUAUCCGAGUGUUGGUUCCUCUGAUGCGCGAAUGUAUCAAAGUCUGGAACAGCAAGACAAACAACAAAAGGUGGAACGACUUGCGCGAGGAUGAGAAAAAGAGCUUCAAGCUUUGGAAAACGCAUCUUGAUUUUACCAUGUCAAAUAUUUCCACCUUCCACUUUGAUGCUACUAAGCAGAUGCACCUCGAUAGGUUACGUCAAGUCAUUUCGCAAUCCCAACCAAAUAUUGAGCUAGAAGACUUCAGGGAAGCAAUUUACGUCUUCCUCAGACUCACAAGGUUCAUAUCUGAUUCAGGAUAUAAGGAACUCGCUAUCGCAGCAUGGCAGGCUUUCCUGGAGCUCAAUUUCUUCCGGCCAACACAGCUGGACGACCAAAGCGCGGCUCUCGAAUCUCUUCGUGACUUCUGGGAAAGCGAGGCUCCCAGAAUAGGAGAAGUGGAGGCUCAAGGUUGGGCAAAAUUUGUGGAAGAUGGCGAGAUGGGUGAUGCCCCUGAGCCUCUUAAAGAGCAGAUGGAUUCUGAGCUCCCGUCUAGGGACGACUACAAGCGGUGGGCGAAUCUGGAAAGCUCCCAGGCUGAGAAAGCUCGAGUGCCUGCCAGAACAAUGGAUGACGGUACAGAAGACGAUCCAUUCAGAGUGGUGAUGUUUUCUGAUAUUGAAUCAUUCCUCUUUACCAUCCCAAGAGUUAUUCUGCCAGCUACACAGGAGCAAAUAAUCGACGCGUUUUUGACGUUUCAGGGGUUCCCGCCAACGUUCUGGUCUGAGCAUUGGACAGAAGAGGCGUACCACGACCAGUUUCUGGCUCGCUCUACAUCGAAUUUGGAACCCAGCACUCCCAUGCCUCUGUCUGGAGACGAGGACCCUACUGAGAUACAACGAAAACCACCUGCUCUCGAUCAAAGGCCGCUCUGCAUUUCUAAGUCUCCUGAUGUGCUAUUCUCCAAGGCAGAUUGGUUCUCUUACCUGCCUGUGAAGAAUAAGGCGAAUGACAUCGAGCUUGGGUUUCUAGUCAACGCAACGAAGCAAUUAGUUCAUGGCGCCAACAUUGGGGGUUUGGCCACAUAUCACCUGGCUUUGUGUGCAGCGCAAGAUAGCUCCAGUGUCAAAAAAGUAGCGAAAGGUCUGCUAAAACGGUAUCCAACCAACAUGGGCCUCUAUGAAGCAUAUGCACUCGCCGAGUAUGCAAAUAAGAACGGCGAAGUCGCUUCCAAGGUGGUAUCAUCAGCGACUGAGCUUGCGUCGAAGUCAUCGACAGCAGAUUCAUUUGCUCUUUGGAGAACAUGGGCUUGUAUGGAGCUUGAAGCAGGAGAUAAAAUGUCAGCAGUUAGAAGACUAUGCUCUUCUGUUGAUGAGAUUUUACGAAGUGCUGUCGGGACGCCUGAGAUAACCCCGACUCAUGUUCUCAAAGCUCAUCAAAUCUUCUCAUCUACAAUGGGCGACUUCGUGUCCGGAGGUAACCUCGAUCAUGCAGUGACUCCUGCCGGAUGCCUAGUCCUCCUAUCCUAUUUGACAGCUGAUGGAUCUGCGGAGCCAAUGUCGGUCUCUCAGGGAAGCAUUUCAGCUGCUAUAGAGACAGUACACAGAGUGUCCCAGGAGUUAAAACGCCGGGGUUAUGAGAGAUCGCGCGCCCAUGAGCGAAUCUUGCAGUUUGCGUCAAAGUUACUAUACUUGCACGCAGCUCGAGGGCCUUUCCGCCGUGCAUACCUGCUCGAACAACUGAAGCAGUUUCUGGUAUACUUUCCCCGGAACACCGUGUUUCUGUCGCUGUUUGAAUGGGCCGAUACAAGUCUUCGUGUGAUUGACGAAACAAGAACAAUUCUUUACGAAACGGUUCUAACCUUGGCUCAAGAUUGCUUGAGUAGUCGAAUGUUUGCCAUCCACCAUGAGAUGGAACGUGGCAACGUCAAUACAACGAAGGCAGCAUUUGAGCACGCCGUAUCAAGCGACGCUUGCAAGUUUAACACGUCUCUAUGGAUCAACUUUAUCAGAUUUUGCAGUUCUCAGAGAGAAUUGCGACCAAAAGCCAAGGAUGUGCUAUUCAGGGCAUUGAGGCAUUGUCCGUGGUCCAAGGAUGUCAUGAUGGAAGCAUUUGUUACCGUGAAUCGGGAUAUGGACUCUUCAGAGCUCAAGGGAAUCUUUGAGACGAUGACGUCGAAGGGAUUGAGGGUUCACGUUGAUCUGGAGGAGUUUUUGGAUAAGAGGAGGAAUGAGAGGAAGACGGAGAAGAGUCGACGUUGA
Molecule: messenger RNA, 3300 nt
Organism: Fusarium sp. VM40
Lineage: Eukaryota; Fungi; Ascomycota; Sordariomycetes; Hypocreales; Nectriaceae
Source: the annotation of a GenBank genome assembly